GUUUUCAUUUCCCAAAGAACACACACACACUUAAACACACUACUUUUCCACCAUUUCUUCUUCUACUUCACCUGUGUCUUCUAUUUUAUUUCUUCUUACUUCUUCUCUUCUGUCUGUCACUUUCAUUACUUUUGUUUCCCACAAAAAUAAUGUUUUGUUGUAAAACAAAUUUCUAACAGAAAAUUUCAAAAAAAAAAACCGAAAAUUAAAUCGAAAAUUUUUUCUUUUUCGAUUAUUUGCAGGCCAGUAAGAGAAGUUCGUUCACAAAAACAACAGCGCGCGCCAAAUUAAACACAAAACAAUAAAAAAGUAAAAAAAAAUCUAAAAAUUUUGUUUGAUUAUUACACACACGUGAAUUUGCAUAAAAAUCUAUAAAUAUAGAAGAAAAAGUACUACAAAUAAAUCAAACUAAACUAAAACACAAAUCCCAAUUUAAAACAUAAAACUCAAACUUUUAGUGGCAGUGAUUUGGAGUCUACAUCAAAUGUACGGUUCUGUUAAUUAGUCGGGUAAGUUCUCGUUACGAGGAAAAAGAAAACGUAGCGACCAUGAUGUCGUGUCCCUUGUCUAUCCAAUUGCCCAUAUUACAAUCACUACACAGCGAGCAAGCGUUUUCGCCUAUUCAUAUUGGAGUUAAGGUGAGUCCUCACGAAUAUUAUCACAUAAAAAUGCCGCAAAAAUUUCGUGGUAGCGACGAACUUUUAAGUCAAGCAGCAGUUAUGGCGCCCGCUUCGGACAAUAAUAAUCAGGAUUUAGCCACAAAGAAAGCCAAAUUGGACUCAAGCACCGUGCUGGGUGGAGUUGGUAAACCCUCAAAAGUUAUACAUUUGCGUAACAUUCCAAAUGAAUCCAGUGAUGCUGAUGUCAUUGCCUUGGGUGUACAUUUUGGCCGUGUCACAAAUGUUCUUAUAUUAAAGGGCAAAAAUCAAGCAUUUUUAGAAAUGGCUGAUGAAGUUUCCGCCACCGCAAUGGUCUCAUGUUAUAACAUUAAUCCACCACAGAUGCGCGGUCGCAUGGUUUAUGUACAAUUUUCAAAUCAUCGUGAAUUAAAAACGGAUCAAAAUCAUGGCAAUGCCAUUGUACCCGCUGAUUAUCGCAUACAAUCACCAGCUUCUGGCUCUCCAUUGCCUCUAUCCAACACCACAAAUACAGAUAUCACAGUGGCCGUUUUAACAAAUAAUACAAAUGCUGUUAAUUCUGUAGGCGGUAAUGCCAAUACCGCCGGUGGCCCCAAUACAGUCUUACGCGUUAUAGUCGAAUCUCAAUUGUAUCCCGUUUCCUUGGAUAUCUUACAUCAAAUAUUCCAACGUUUCGGCAAAGUUUUAAAAAUUGUUACAUUUACAAAAAAUAAUACAUUCCAGGCGCUCAUACAAUAUCCGGAUGCCCAUUCGGCUCAGCAUGCUAAAACCAUUUUGGAUGGCCAAAAUAUUUACAAUGGCUGUUGUACGCUACGCAUUGAUAACAGCAAAAUGACUACGCUCAAUGUUAAAUACAAUAAUGAUAAGUCACGCGAUUUUACAAAUCCCUCAUUGCCCCCUGGCGAGCCGGGAGCCGAUAUUAUGCCCACCGCUGGCGGUUUAGUAAAUGCCAAUGAUUUACUAUUGAUAGCGGCCCGUCAAAGGCCCUCUUUAACAGGUGAUAAAAUAGUAAAUGGUUUGGGAGCACCUGGUGUGUUGCCACCAUUUGCCCUGGGCAUUGGUACUCCCUUGGCUGGAGGCUAUAGCAGUGGUAUACCCAAUUUGGGUGCUUUUGCUCUUGCCAAUAGUGGUGCUCUACAAACAGCCACCCCUGCUUUGCGUGGCUUCUCGAAUGUGUUGCUUGUUUCGAAUUUAAAUGAAGAGAUGGUCACGCCUGAUGCUCUAUUUACCCUCUUUGGUGUUUAUGGCGAUGUGCAACGUGUAAAGAUUUUAUACAAUAAAAAGGAUUCAGCUCUUAUACAAAUGGCCGAACCACAGCAAGCUUAUUUGGCUAUGAAUCACCUUGACAAAUUACGCUUGUGGGGUAAGGCGAUACGUGUUAUGGCCAGCAAACACCAGGCUGUACAACUGCCAAAAGAAGGACAACCCGAUGCCGGCCUUACACGUGACUACUCUCAGAAUCCAUUGCAUCGAUUCAAGAAACCAGGCAGCAAAAACUAUCAAAACAUCUAUCCGCCAUCGGCGACAUUGCAUUUAAGUAACAUUCCAUCAUCUUGCACUGAGGAAGAUAUAAAAGAAGCCUUUACCACUAAUAAUUUCGAAGUAAAAGCUUUCAAAUUUUUCCCUAAGGAUCGUAAAAUGGCCUUGUUGCAACUGUCCUCUGUUGAAGAAGCCGUUUUGGCUUUAAUCAAAAUGCACAAUCAUCAAUUGUCAGAAUCAAAUCAUUUACGUGUUAGUUUUUCGAAAUCAAAUAUCUGAACCAAUAAUUAUUAUCAUCAAUUUCACCACAACCACCACCACCACCAACAAUACCACUACAACAACCACCAACAACAACAACCACACUAUUAUUUAUAUACAACUAAAAAUCUAUUAUUACCCGCAUGAAUCUUUUAAAGAGAUUUAAGAUUUAUAAAUAAUAUUAAAACAAAAAACAAAAUUAAUAAAUAAUAAAAAUAAUAAUUAAAGGCAGCAUAUUUUAUAGUAUAUAAUACUAAAAAAUUAAAAUUUAAACCCAACAACAACAACUACAUACAUACAUACUACAACAACAACAAAAUUAACAAUAAGUUAAGCUAACUACAGAAUGAAAAUGAAAUCAAGAAGCCAAGUCAUAACAAAAAAACAAACAAACAAACCCAUAAUAAAAAUAAGUAAGAACAAUUUCUAAAAUUGAUCAAAAAUCCCCGGCGUUAAGAAAUUUUUUUGUAAUUUUAAGUUUAAAACAAAAACUAAAGCUAAAAAGCAAACAACACACAGAAAAUUGUAAAAAAAAUCAACAACCUACACAACAAUAGUUAUUUAAAGAACAAAAACAACCAACUAUAGCAUACAAUUUACAUUAACAAUUAAUUAAUUAAUUAAAAUUAUAAUUAAAAAAGAAAAACCUCUUCUUACGCCCCCAAAAACUCCUCCCCUUAAAAAAAACUUUCCCCCUUUUGAUUAAAGCAUAAGUAGGAAUUUUAACAAAACAAGAAGUAUUAGCAAGUAAUGAAAUUAAAAUUUAUUAAAAAACAUUUUCAGUGUAACUUUGUUUUGUUUAAUUUUCUUUUAUAAAUUUUAUUACUCUUUUUAUUUCCCCCUUUUAUUUUUCUUAUAACUUUUUUAAACUAUGUAUUUUUUUAUGCUCAUUUAUUUAACUUUUAAUUAUAUUUAAUAUAAAAAAAACUUUUAUUUAAAGAAACAAACACACGUAAACACAAAAUGAAUGUGAAAUUUUCUACUUUUUAAAUCAAAUAUCUAUGUAAUAUUAAUCUCUACUCUUUUUUUAAAUCUAAAAUUUGUUUUUUUUAUAAUUAUCUCUUACUAUUGGAUGUGAACUUAAAUUUAGGAUAUGAACAAAUAUUAUAUAUAUUAAAUAUAAAAACAAAAAAUAUAAAAAAUUUAUUAAAAAUAAAACAAAAAAAAAACAAAAAAAAAAAA
This is a messenger RNA of Calliphora vicina (urban bluebottle blowfly), 3560 nucleotides long. It is a transcript of the gene heph, whose product is annotated as polypyrimidine tract-binding protein 1 heph. Bases 549 to 2396 code for a protein of 615 amino acids. Gene Ontology annotation, cellular component: nucleus. Gene Ontology annotation, biological process: regulation of RNA splicing; mRNA processing. Gene Ontology annotation, molecular function: mRNA binding. The record is from RefSeq and is a predicted model, not a curated record. NCBI's taxonomy places the organism in Eukaryota, Metazoa, Arthropoda, Insecta, Diptera, Calliphoridae. The transcript is spliced from 15 exons.